This is a messenger RNA of Danaus chrysippus (African queen), 1722 nucleotides long. Lineage: Eukaryota; Metazoa; Arthropoda; Insecta; Lepidoptera; Nymphalidae. The record is from the annotation of a GenBank genome assembly.
AUGCGAGAAAUGGACGAAGAGGGAGAUAAUAUUCUACUUCAAGAUAAUUAUUACCAAUUACUAAAUGUGGCAAAAACGGCCAGUGUAGAAGAAAUAAACAGUGCCUACCGUCGUUUCUCAAGAAUAUUUCAUCCAGACAAACACAGCACUGAUCCCAAUAAGCAGAAAUGGGCUGAACAGAUAUUUAAUAAAAUCAAAGAAGCAUAUGAAGUACUUUCUGAUUCACACAAACGAGCUAUUUAUGACACACUUGGUAAAAGGGGACUUGAAGUAGAUGGGUGGGAAGUUAUAUUCAGAACACGAACUCCUCGGGAGAUCAGAGAAGAGUAUGAAAGGUUAAAAAGGGAAAGAGAAGAAAGGAGGUUACAGCAGAGUGCCAACCCUCGAGGGACAAUCACACUCUCCAUAAAUGCCACUGAUAUGUUUAUGAAGUACUAUGAUGAGUAUGAUAUUCUUGAGGAGUCAGCUGUGAUCCCAAGUGUGGAAGUCUCGGGGAUGACAAUCCAACAGUCUAUAGAUGCUCCGGUCACACUUCGCAAUACUGUAACACUGUCGGGGAAUAUCUCCACACAGAAUGGCAUUGGCACGGGGUCACUCACGGUGUCAAAUCGCCAUCUAAGUUCCGAGAGAGGCUGGACGGAAUUAGAAUGCGGUAUAGGAAACGGACCCGUCGUUGGCUUCAAAAUAUUCAGAACCAUAUCAAGAUUGAUGUUUGUUAACUGCGGCACCGGUCUGCAGUUCACAUCCAGAGGGAUUAUGCCGAGUUUUGUAUCUACGAUGGCCCUUCAGUUGGACGCUCAUUCUGUUGGUUAUCUGACGUACCGGGCGGGGUCUGGCGCGGGUUCUUCACUCACGAGUACAUACGUCCGUGACUCGCAGCGCCACCACGUGUCAGCGUCGGUACAACUAGGCUCUCCUCAUUCCUUCGUGUCACUGCAUCUCGUCCGCAAACUAACAGACCACGAUCUCAAGUUACGCCUGGCUUUCAAAAUGGGAACAUUUGGUGCGAUCGUGGAAUAUGGUGCGGAGAAGAAAGUGUCUCAGAACAGCAGUGUGUCAGCUGCUGUUAUGCUAGGUGUGCCCAGCGGUGUGAUGCUCAAACUAAAAUGGUCGUGCUCAUCACAGAGCGUGGUGCUUCCCAUUCAUCUUUGUGAGGAGGUUAUGCCAUCUCCCGUUUUCUACGCCACUGCCGUACCCAUCAUUUCAUGGCUAUUGUUGAAGAAGCUGCUAUUGGACCCUAUAGCAAGAGACAAGAGAGAGAGGGAGCGACAGAGAUCUAUGGAGGCUAACUUUGAAAGGUUACAAGAAAUGCAGCGUCAGGCGAGAGCAACUAUAGAGCUGAUGAGAGAAACGUAUUCUAGAAUAAAAAGUGACGAAGAAAAGAAGAAAGGAUUGGUUAUUGUAAGAGCUUUGUAUGGAAAACUACCUCAAGGGGCGUCAGAUCACGAUGCGUCGAGUGAGCCGAUAGGUGAUGGGGUUGAAGUUAGUCACGCUGAGGUCAUUGACGUCACUAUUCCCAUGCAGUGCCUCAUCAGAGAUAGUCGUCUCGAAUUACUAGACGCCAGCAAGUCUGAGCUGCCUGGCUUCUACGAUCCGUGUGUCGGUGAAGACAAACAUCUCACUGUGCUGUAUAUGUUCCACGGGAACGAGCAUCGCGCCACCGUCCCAGACGACCAGCCGCUAGUACUGCCACGCAACAGUAAUUUCAUUACUAAUAAAUAA